AUGAUGAAGCUGGUGGUGUUGUCUUGCCUAAUGGCCGCCGCGUCUGCGGGUAUCAUCGCGCCUCUCGCUUACACCGCACCGUUCGCCUACAGCGCAGCCCUCCUGGGGCCCUCCAACUACCGCGGACCGCUGUCCCUGGCCCCAGGUCAGCCCGCCAAUAUCCUCGCUGCCGACGGCCGCCCACUCGACACCCUGGACGUCAAUUUGGACCGCUCCGCUCACUACACCGCCAAGGCCUUGAACAACGGCAUCCAUCUCCUGAAGAAGCGCUCCGUCGUCGCUCCUGUCGUGGCCACCCCUAUCGCCUCUCCACUGAUCACUCACGCCGUGCCCCUCACCUACGCUGCACCAAUCGCCGCAACUGCCCGUCUUGCACCUCUUGUCUACGGUCACUCUGCAAUCACACACGUGUUU
Messenger RNA from Iphiclides podalirius (scarce swallowtail), 414 nucleotides. The record is from the annotation of a GenBank genome assembly. Lineage: Eukaryota; Metazoa; Arthropoda; Insecta; Lepidoptera; Papilionidae.